This is a messenger RNA of Moesziomyces antarcticus, 345 nucleotides long. RefSeq lists its product as uncharacterized. The transcript has a single exon. Bases 1 to 345 code for a protein of 114 amino acids. The record is from RefSeq and is a predicted model, not a curated record. NCBI's taxonomy places the organism in Eukaryota, Fungi, Basidiomycota, Ustilaginomycetes, Ustilaginales, Ustilaginaceae.
AUGAAUUUUCCGAAAUUUCCAGGGCAAAGCAGCAGCAGCAGCAGCAGCACAAAGCAGCAGCACACAGCAGCACGCGUGUCGGAUUUGGACGUUCAGGGUGCAGCCGCAGCGCAAAGCUCUCUCGUUUGGCCGCUCCCCACGUCGCACGGACUCGCACUCGGUCUGCACUGCCGGACUCGCCGAGGCCCUGCCCUCACAUUUGACGGCUGGCUUCACUUUCCUCACCUCUUCAUCUCUUCCACCAUCACAAACGGCGCCUCAUUCGCCGUGCAUCCGGCUACGUUGCAUCCGGAGCGCGCAGCCAGCGGCGCCGUGGCCCAACUUGCCCCACCCGACCCAAUCUGA